Balaenoptera acutorostrata (minke whale) is the source of this 3117-nucleotide messenger RNA. RefSeq names its product deleted in azoospermia like (gene DAZL). NCBI's taxonomy places the organism in Eukaryota, Metazoa, Chordata, Mammalia, Artiodactyla, Balaenopteridae. The transcript has 11 exons. The record is from RefSeq and is a predicted model, not a curated record. Gene Ontology annotation, molecular function: mRNA 3'-UTR binding; protein binding. The coding region runs from base 1 to 1173 and encodes 390 amino acids.
AUGGGGGGCGGCGGCGCGGCCGCCCAUUGGCUGACGCGUCUCUCCGACGAGCCCCCUCACCCUGCGCAGGAGCCACGUCCGGGCGCUCCGCUGGCCACGCCUCAGUCCGCCUGCGCCCCUCGGCCUCGCCGUGAGGCGCUGCUUCUCCUCGCUCGUCCAUCUCUGCGUCCUCUGCCCAGUCAAGCCGGGCGGUGGGUACGAGCAGGCCUAACAGCAGCCCCGGUGCCUGAAGCCAGCCUCAGCUCCUUCUCGAGCCCCUCUGUGGGAACACUGGCUGCCGCCAUCAUGUCUGCUGCAGAUCCUGACACUCCAAACUCAACCACCUCCAGAGAGGCCAGCACCCAGUCUUCAUCAGCUGCCACCAGCCAAGGCUAUGUUUUACCAGAAGGCAGAAUCAUGCCAAACACUAUUUUCGUUGGUGGAAUUGAUGUUAGGAUGGAUGAAACCGAAAUUAGAAGCUUCUUUGCUAGAUACGGUUCAGUGAAAGAAGUGAAGAUAAUCACGGAUCGAACUGGUGUGUCCAAAGGCUAUGGAUUUGUUUCAUUUUAUAAUGACGUGGAUGUGCAGAAGAUAGUAGAAUCACAGAUAAAUUUACAUGGUAAAAGGCUGAAACUGGGCCCUGCAAUCAGGAAGCAAACUUUAUGUGCUUAUCAUGUGCAGCCACGUCCUUUCGUUUUUAAUCCUCCUCCUCCACCACAGUUCCAGAGUGUCUGGAGUAAUCCAAACAUGGAAGCUUACAUGCACCCUCCAACCAUGAUGAAUCCUCUAACUCAGUAUGUUCAGGCUUAUCCUCCUUAUCCAAGUUCACCAGUUCAGGUUAUCACUGGAUAUCAACUGCCUGUUUAUAAUUAUCAGAUGCCACCGCAGUGGCCUGUUGGGGAACAAAGGAGUUAUGUUAUUCCUCCGGCGUAUACAGCUGUUAACUACCACUAUAAUGAAGUUGAUCCAGGAGUUGAAGUGUUGCCAAGUGAACGCUCAGUUCUUGAAGCUACUGCAUCCUCUGGAAAUGGCCCACAAAAGAAAUCUGUGGACCGAAGCAUACAGACAGUGGUAUCUUGUCUAUUUAAUCCAGAGAACAGAUUGAGAAACUCCUUUGUUACUCAAGAUGACUACUUCAAGGAUAAACGAGUUCAUCACUUCAGAAGAAGUCGGGCAGUGCUUAAGUCUGUUUGAUCCUCUGCUAACUUUCUAGUCUCACAGGAAGUUGGAGGUUUUGAAUAGUAAGAAGAGACUGAAAGUUUUUCCACUAUUUAGAGAUUUAAUUUUGAAUUUUGAUAAAUCACACUUAGACUUUCUAUACAAGUUAUAUUAGAUUGCCUAGUUUUAUUUUACAUUAGAACUGUUUUUCAUUAGACAUUUACUUAGAAACUGGUUCUGUGUUGAAUAUAUGGUUAAAAGUAAAAAUAAAUUGAGACUGAAAGGAGGAACUUUAAGAUUUAUCUGUAAGGAUUUUUUUAAAUUGACAUUUUAAGAGUUUAAAAGCAAAUGCUGAUUUUCAGAAAAAUUGUUUUAGAAAACCUAUUUUGAAAGGUCAGAAUUUUGAUUGUUUAAAUACAAGCACUUCACUUCUCCAACAAGUACCUAUGAACAGUACAAUAUCUACAAUAUUGUGCUUUUAUGAUUUGUCUAGAAAUUUACCACAAAAGCAGAGUUUUUAAAACUGCAUUUUUAAUCAGUGGAACUCAGUAUAUAGUUGGCUUUACUGAAGUUUUCCUUAUCUAAACCCAGUAAAACAGAUUCUAAACAAAUAGUCCAAUCAGUGGGUCUUACAUUUAUUAGUUCAAAAUAUUUAAUCUUAUCUAGAAUCCACACAUAGAGAUAUCCGAUUGGGAUGGUAACUAGGAUAACUAAAAUUCUGGGCCUAAUUUUUUUUUUAAAGAAUCCAAAACAAACUAAACUUUACUAGGUACAUAAGCUUCUCAGUGAGUUACCAUUCUCCUUAUUUUCUUUUACUUUAUUUUCCUUGAAAUGAUAAAUUCAAUGGCUGUAUCUUAAAUUGUGCAAAAUAUUGGUAUUGAAGAAGGCUGAAACUUUUUUUAUGUCACUUAAAAGGUAAUCAGAGUAUCUGAAAGGAAUUGUUUUUAUAAAAAACAUUAAAAUAUUAGUUAUUUGUUAAAGAACAGGUCGAUUUUUAUUUUUGUUUUUUAGCCUAUUAUAUUCCCUUUUUUAAAGUAAAAUACGUCCAGUAGAAUCGAAGUAGGUUUGGCGUUUCUAAACCACAAAAGUUGUUGAGUAAUACGCAUAGCCCAAAAAUAUACUAGCGUUAAGUGUUAACAAUCCAUUUUUAGAUUAGCUAGGCUCCUGGUUAGACAUUGUAAAUUGUGACAAACAACGAGAGAUCCAGAGCCCCUUUGCUCUACCCACAGUCUUGCUUUUCCAGUCUGUAGCACCAUUCUUCCAGGAGGUUUGCUCUUAGAAUAGGUGAUGUAAAGAAGAGAAGUAGCAGUAUAAGCAGUAUGUGGGCUAAUAAGCCUUGGAAAGGUAGCAAUGGGGUAAUACCUUUCUAAGGGAAACACUUGUAUCAGCAUCAUUUGACCUGCCAUGGACAUGAGUUUAAAGUGGCUUCCUGGCUUUUCUUUCAUUGGCCUGCCCCUUCACUAAAACAUGGAAACUCCAUUUAUCCUUAUCCUAAUGAAGCUUCCAUGGGCCAUAUCAUCAGUGCCCACUGUUUUAUAAUCCCUAAUAAUUUUCAUUCUGAAUCUGAAGGGAGGAGUCUUUUAACUUGAGGAUCCCCAAGAGAGCUUUCUUAGGCCUCAGAACUUGAAAGUGCCCUGAAAUUUGUUCUUUUUAAAAUUCUUUGUACUUUUUUGUGUGUGUGCUAUAACAUCCUUACAUGUAUUAUUCUGUGAUUAAAUCUCCAGGUUACUGUAAAUGAUACCUAAAUUCUAAAGAGCCAAUUCUGAUUAUCCCAAUAUGACCUUAAGAAAAGUAAGGAAAUAAACUUUUUGUCUGCUGUUUUGUUGGACUGAAGUAUUUAAAAGAGUAAGGUAGAAAGAAGAGUCAAAAUCCUGAACCUUUCAAAAUGGAAAAUUAAUUUUAAACUUAAAAGUGUGUUCCUAUUAUAACCUGUGCUGAUACUGUCUUUGCAUAAAUGAAUAAAUAGAAAUAAAACUUUUU